AUGUUCUCUCUUGAUCAACGCCGCGGUGAACCACCUUCAUCUCCAUCGUCGAAGUCGUUUAUCAUACCCAGCGACGUUGACGACGACCACGAUAACUCCAACCCGCAGCAAUCAUGGACAUGGACAUGGGCAACGGGCAUGGGACCGCUGGUCCCAGCUGCAAGAUUUCAGUCCUGGCACAUCACCAGUCGUAGCAUGUUCGCUGGCUCUUGCAUCGGCGUUAUCUUGCUAGUCGUUAUGCUGGAGUUCCUUCGUCGCGUCGCCAGAGAGUACGAUGCCUUCAUCGUACGCAACGCUCGUCUCAGAGCCAAGUAUCUCCGUGACUCCGUCAAUAUUCUCACGUCUGCCAACGGAGCAAAGGACGAUACUACGACUGCGCAGUCUGGAGGCGAGAACGAAUGUGAGAGUCAGAAAUGCGACGCUGCCCUCCCGCCGUACCGCCCUUCGCUGAAGGAACACAUCGUCCGCUCAUUGCUGCACUUGUUCCAGUUUGCAGUCGCCUAUUUCGUCAUGUUGCUGGCGAUGUACUUCAACGGGUACAUCAUUAUCUGCAUCUUCAUUGGUGCCUUCCUAGGCGCACUCAUCUUCUCAUGGGAGCCGAUGAACUUGGGCAAAGAGUGA
Molecule: messenger RNA, 621 nt
Organism: Penicillium bovifimosum
Lineage: Eukaryota; Fungi; Ascomycota; Eurotiomycetes; Eurotiales; Aspergillaceae
Product: high-affinity Cu transporter CTR3
Exons: 2
Coding region: 1-621 (206 amino acids)
Biological process (GO): copper ion transmembrane transport
Cellular component (GO): membrane
Molecular function (GO): copper ion transmembrane transporter activity
Source: RefSeq, a predicted model, not a curated record